GACGCAAAAUGAAGAAUAUUUAGGGGGGCAAACGCUAAUGGAGGCAAACCCAUCGCUCGCUCGCAGCAACUCACUCAGUUCGACAGCCGAGGCUCGCCGCCGGAAGCCAUGACUUCCCGCGUGACGAAGCUCGACUACUACGCCGACAUGUGGAGGCUCGUCUCCCAGUCCACGGUCGUCUCCUUCCUCGAGGUGAGUCGCUUCCCGUUCCUCCGGCCUCUGAGAAAUCCAAGAAAGCCCGCGGAUGAUGAUGGUCGGAGUGCUUUGGUGCUGGACUCUACGAUCUUCCAUCCCCAAGGCGGCGGGCAGCCGGCGGAUAUGGGCUUCAUCACCGUCGAAGGUGAUGAUCGGGAGGUGAAGUUUGCCGUGCAAGAUGUCCGGUUGAAAGAUGGACUUGUUUACCAUUAUGGUCACGUUGAGGAUUUGGCUGAGGGCGGUGUGGUGGAAUUUGAGGAAGGAAAGGAGGUUCACUUGCACGUGGACGAACCUAGGCGCAAGCUCAACUCCAGGUUGCAUUCAGCUGGGCAUUUACUGGACGUAUGUAUGAAGAGGGUGGGACUUGGUUUGGAGCCAGGCAAGGGUUACCAUUUCCCUAAUGGACCAUUUGUUGAAUAUAAAGGCGUUAUUCCGCCAAGUGAAAUAUCUAACAAGCAGAAGGAAUUGGAGACGGAAGCUAAUGCAUUGAUAUCUAAAGGAGAGGAAGUUUCUGCUGCGAUAUUACCUUAUGAUGAAGCUUUAGAGCAAUGUGGCGGUUCCCUUCCUGAUUAUAUUCCCAAGGAAAGCACUCCUCGCAUUGUGAAAUUGGGAAGUAAUCCUGGUUGUCCAUGUGGUGGUACCCAUGUUCAUAAUCUAUCAGAGAUAAUUAGCAUGAAGGUUUCCCAAAUUCGCGUGAAGAAAGGCGUGACAAAAGUCUCCUACACUGUGGUUUGAUUUUGGUCCUAAUUAGAACUCUUAAUGUUGGUAUCGAAUGUAUGGCGGCUUGGUUUUAGGAACAGACAUCAAAAUGAUAUGGAGCCUAUAGUAAGGUAUGCCCCAUCUUACCGGACAUUGGUCCCUUGGUGGGCGUUUUCUGAAUUUGGACUUCGGUAACUAUGUGUGUAAGUAAUAGUUCGACGUUUGCUUAGCAUAUGGAAGUUCCUAUUGUUACA
Messenger RNA from Syzygium oleosum, 1148 nucleotides. RefSeq lists its product as uncharacterized. The record is from RefSeq and is a predicted model, not a curated record. Lineage: Eukaryota; Viridiplantae; Streptophyta; Magnoliopsida; Myrtales; Myrtaceae. Gene Ontology annotation, biological process: alanyl-tRNA aminoacylation; regulation of translational fidelity. Bases 109 to 930 code for a protein of 273 amino acids. The transcript is spliced from 8 exons. Gene Ontology annotation, molecular function: nucleic acid binding; alanine-tRNA ligase activity; Ser-tRNA(Ala) deacylase activity.